Ostreococcus lucimarinus CCE9901 is the source of this 345-nucleotide messenger RNA. RefSeq lists its product with no specific name. The record is from RefSeq and is a predicted model, not a curated record. The coding region runs from base 1 to 345 and encodes 114 amino acids. Lineage: Eukaryota; Viridiplantae; Chlorophyta; Mamiellophyceae; Mamiellales; Bathycoccaceae. The transcript has a single exon.
AUGUCCCGCUUCCUCUGGGAGACCUCUGGCGCGUACCGCGCCCUCGUCCGCGUCACCGCGCGCUCAAAACUCGCCAUGGGCGUCUUCGUCGUCGUCUCCUGCGUCGCCGUGCCGCUCGGCGCGACGUACGCGGUGAUGGGCGCGACGAACCCCGAGGGCGCCGAAGACGCGCGCGCGCGAGAGGUGCUCGCGGGACGCGGGAUGUCGGGACGACGCGAAUCGCUGGACUCGCGAAUGCUGCGAGAGAGGAACAGACAGAAUUUGAUGGACAUGCUGCGAGACGCGAACGAUGGAGGAGCCAACAUGGACGCGCGGUGGAAAAAGGCGCUCGGGAAGCGAACGUAG